This is a messenger RNA of Besnoitia besnoiti, 492 nucleotides long. RefSeq names its product IMC sub-compartment protein ISP2. The transcript is spliced from 2 exons. Bases 1 to 492 code for a protein of 163 amino acids. Lineage: Eukaryota; Apicomplexa; Conoidasida; Eucoccidiorida; Sarcocystidae. The record is from RefSeq and is a predicted model, not a curated record.
AUGGGGAAUGCCUGCAAGAGCUGCUGCGGUGAAUCCGCAGACACUCAGCUGGAAGUCGAAGCGCCUGAAAACGGGAGCAAGACUUCCUCGCCGCACGAGGAGCUGUUGAAGCGUUACACCCCUGAUCUUCUUGAGAGGCUUCACAAGGGACUGGGCAUCGGGCUGAUUCUGCAGGACAAGUCUCGGCUGGACUGCAUCGUGAAGCUCACCGACGACAACUCGGCGAUUCAGUUGUCGUGCGACCGCAAGUCGCGGAUGGUGAAGCUCUCGGAGAUUCGGAACAUUCUCUACACGCCUGAGCAGCUGAAGCGCGUGGACUGCUCCGCGGGCAUCUCCAAGAGCGACUACUGCGUCGCCCUCCAUCUCAUCGCCUCUGGCAACUGCAUCCCCCUCUUCUUCGCAGACGCUGCGGGCCGCGACUGCUUUGUGAUUGUUUUGGAGAAACUGAGGGACUCGCUGCCGGCUCCCUCCGGCUCCACGUCUUCCUCCUAA